Messenger RNA from Phanerochaete carnosa HHB-10118-sp, 454 nucleotides. RefSeq lists its product as uncharacterized. Bases 32 to 388 code for a protein of 118 amino acids. The record is from RefSeq and is a predicted model, not a curated record. NCBI's taxonomy places the organism in Eukaryota, Fungi, Basidiomycota, Agaricomycetes, Polyporales, Phanerochaetaceae. The transcript has a single exon.
CGGCCUCUACUUUCGGCAACAUCUGUACCCUAUGCCUCCCGGAUUCGUCGAGACAACUCCUGCCGAGGGGGUGAAUCAAGCACCCACGGUGUCGGAAUCCCGCCAGGCCUACCCUGGGUCCUCAGCCUUCCAGGCUGAACACCCACGCGGCCAACCACGCGCUCUAGCUACCCUACCUUUGACUCACCAUAUCACGCUUUUGCGCUAUCCCAGCCUUAUCGAGCGGACAGGUCAGCAGAAUACUGAUGCUAUAUCGAGGAAAGACGAUGGUCUCAAUCGAUUCAAAGGACUAAUCAGGACUCCAGGCAACCCUACUACAGCAGAGUUUGUGUUUGCCGUGCACGACUUUGGAGUAACGUUAGAACCCGAUGGUAUAUUUCGACGAUGACUAAUAUCGGUAUCUGCGACACCAGUCAUAUCUGCCUGUCUUGGUCCAAAAUUUACAUUUUUUGCG